Molecule: messenger RNA, 2105 nt
Organism: Leptopilina heterotoma
Lineage: Eukaryota; Metazoa; Arthropoda; Insecta; Hymenoptera; Figitidae
Product: prion-like-(Q/N-rich) domain-bearing protein 25
Exons: 8
Coding region: 452-1486 (344 amino acids)
Source: RefSeq, a predicted model, not a curated record
UCGAGACUGAGGGCCUUGUGGGAGUCCCAGUUAGUCUGUCCGAGUCUGAGCGGGUGGUACUUUCUGUACCUAUAGUACCUCGAGAGAACAUUAUAAGAGAAGAGGAUGUACUGUAUCGGACCUUGCGUAACGCGGAUCAUUUAAAACUGGAGUACUAAACGUUUUUAUUUAUAUCGACGACCUCGAUCUAAUAGGACAUAUACAUAAUAGUCACUGGUUAACACCCGCAUAUAUUGAAUAGAAUCGUCAAAAGAGGCUUUUUAUCAAUUCUAAAUAGGAAUAUAAAAUUGUAAUAUAAAAUUGUAUUCCUUUCGUGGAGAUUUUUUUUUUCAACUCGGUCAUUUUACCUUGGGCGGAAUUUUUUUUUUUUUUGUUUAACGUCGAGAGAAAGAGAGAAUUGUCUCGACUUUUACCCGUGAAACAAUGUUACCAAAGUUCUCAAGUGUGGAGGAUGUUCAGUGACGGUGACCGAGUCCUGUGUACUUUUUUCGGUAUUCUACUUAUCAUCGCUCACUUUCAAUUUUUGUCGGUCUACUCGUUUAUCACUUUCGUCUCACAUUGUCCGGAUCGAAAAUCACUUCGAAUUUCACUGCCCUGCCAAUAUGAUUCGGAUUGUCUAGCCGUUGAAAAUGCAAUUUGCGAGAGAUCGAAUUUAAGUUGUUUUUGCAAAUCGCAUUAUGUUCUUUAUAAAAAUCGCACUCAUAUUAAAUGCUUACGAGUCGCCCGUGGAUUGGGGGAACCUUGCGAAGAAAAUAUGCAGUGUCAGGUAAAAUUUGGAGCUGAGGCUGAAUGUCGAUUUAAUAAUUGUCAAUGUUCUCAAGGCUCUCGUUUCAUCGGAGACAGAUGCUACGAAACAGUUGGUUUAGGCGAAUAUUGCAAAACAUGGAGAAAUUGUUACGUUGAGGGUUCGGAGAGUGCCUGUCAAAAUGGGCGAUGUGUUUGUCACUAUCUUUUUCAUCCGAGUCUCGAUGGAACUCGCUGUGUCAAAACAGUCGCUCUAAGGGAAAAUUGUACACACACCGAGGAGUGUGCUGUUAAAAAUUCGAAAUGCAUCGGAGACUGUCGAUGUGACAUUAAUCAUGUGAUAUCUACAAAUAAUUCAAUGUGUCUGAAAAGUGCCAAUUCAAUUGGCGAUCUUUGCGAAGAGGAUUUACAAUGUCAGGACAUUAAUUACUCAAGAUGUCACAGAGGAAAGUGUUCGUGUUUGAAGGGCUAUCAUCGACGUUCAAAUACUUGUCAUCUCGAUAUCGGAUUGAAUAAACCUUGCGAACAUCACGCACAAUGUAUCACGUUAACAAAUACGGAUUCCGACAAAUUUGCGCCAACAAACGUUGAUUGUAUCGACGGGAUCUGUUCCUGUUCUUUAGGACACACUUUGACCUCACGUGGGCUCGACUGCAUCGGAUAUGCUGAAAACGGAACACCGUCUUGGAGCAUAAAUCCGAUUAUUACUUUAAUUAUCACUGCCUUUAUUAUUGUCAAGUAAAAGUGAAUGUUAAACACGCAGAAAAUAAUUUACUUGACGAAAUAAAAUUUUUAAUUCCAAUUUUUCUUUAUAAAACAAUCACAUUUUUAUUUCUUUUUUCAAUAAUAGUCUUUAUUUUUAGUUUCAUUACAUUUGCUUUCUCUCAAAGGAAGCCUUAUUUACAUUAAAAUUUUCAAAAGUUAAUUUUCAAAUCUAAUUUGAAAAUACUAAUUUUCAAAUAUUUUUUUUCAAAUUUUUUAUUAAAAUAUUUAUUAAUAAUUAAAAAAUGCUAAUAACGAAACAAAUGAAUUCUAUAAAAAAGGAUCUAAAUUUAUCUGUUUUCAAAGAUCAAGUAAAUUAUUUUCUUCGUGCAAUAAAAGCUUUAAAAAAAAAGUCGUCGAUAAUGACUCAGGUUAGCUUUCCGCGUAUUUUUUGCAGUAUUUAAUAAUGCAUAAUAAUAAUUAAUAAUUUAAUUUACCAAAGCAAUUAUAGUUUACUAGAAAAAGAGAUAUUUACUAUAUUAUAUUAUCUAUAUUUUAUAGGACAAUAGUCUGAGUAGACUAAAAUCUAGAGCAGUACAAAAAAACAGAAUGUAUUAACAGAAUUUAAAACGAAAAUUAAAUUUUUAUUUUUGUUAACA